Molecule: messenger RNA, 234 nt
Organism: Prunus armeniaca (apricot)
Lineage: Eukaryota; Viridiplantae; Streptophyta; Magnoliopsida; Rosales; Rosaceae
Source: the annotation of a GenBank genome assembly
AUGAAGGGAAAUUUCUCAACCAUAAUCUACAUAAGUUUCUUCAAGAUCAUGGCAUCAUACGUCAACGCUCGUGUCCAUAUACUCCCUUACAAAAUGGGGUGGAUGAGUGCAAUAACCGACAUUUACUGGAAGUUGUUUGUGCCUUCGUCUAUGCCAACAUGCCUCGGUCAUUUUGGGGAGAGGCAAUCCUAUCUGCAGCUUACCUUAUCAAUCGGAUGCCCUCAAGUAUCUUAA